AUGGCGGAAGUAGCAUUUACAAAGAGCUUCCUGGCUUCUCUGGACUCAAAACCUAUUAAAGUCCCCGCAGAUACUGUCUAUAACCCCCAAACUUUCGCCCCUCGUUUCCCGAAAAUCAAGACCACAGCACCUCCAGGCUCAUCCAAGGGAAUAACUAUCCACCUAAAGUCCGCUCGCAACCCUGUGCUAGACAUCAAACUUGCAAAUGUAGCUCUAGCUACCGCAACAGUCCACGAGCUUAAGGAUGCCGUUCAUCAGAGAAUACGACCCACUAAUUCAACAAACCCCGACGAAAGAGUGCUGUUGGAUAAGAUAAAGCUAUUAUGGAAACGCAAGCCUGUCCAGGGAACAUCAAUUGCAGAUAUUUUGACAGACGAACCUGAUAUAAUCGACGGGAAGAGUCCUGCUGAGUUCAGUGUGAUGGUUUUGGGCGGAGCAUCUGCUAUUUCUGAGGAGGAGUUAAAAGCUGCUGCUGCUACGAAGGCUGAUAAGCCUGCGGUUGCAUUGGAUUCACCUGAGGAUACAGAGAUGAAGAAUCCAGAUGAGGAAGAAAACCCCGUGAAUGUUGCAGCAAUGCGUGCUGAGUUCCAGGCUUGUUAUAAUUCAUUUGAUUUCUGGGCACAGGUUGAGGAAUUCAUAGAAUCCAGGAUGGAUGUCGAGCCAGAAUACGCUGGGGUCAUGGUCACCAUUUUCCAAGAUGCGUUGAAGGCUUACUUGGAUAAAUAG
Molecule: messenger RNA, 726 nt
Organism: Microsporum canis CBS 113480
Lineage: Eukaryota; Fungi; Ascomycota; Eurotiomycetes; Onygenales; Arthrodermataceae
Exons: 2
Coding region: 1-726 (241 amino acids)
Source: RefSeq, a predicted model, not a curated record